Juglans regia (Persian walnut) is the source of this 1716-nucleotide messenger RNA. RefSeq lists its product as uncharacterized. The record is from RefSeq and is a predicted model, not a curated record. Lineage: Eukaryota; Viridiplantae; Streptophyta; Magnoliopsida; Fagales; Juglandaceae. Bases 1 to 1716 code for a protein of 571 amino acids. The transcript is spliced from 5 exons.
AUGUGUAAUGGAGAAUUCUUUAGUAAGGAACCUAAUGAAGCAUUGCCAUUUUUUUACUAUCUUGCUGAGAGUGUACAACAAUGGAACACUCAGACUAAUCGAGUUUCAUUGACAGCACAGCCACUGAGAGCUAUUGCUGGUGGGGGCAGAUAUGAGCUUAAGGAGGACACUAACGUUCAAGCCCGAAUAGCUGCAUUAACUAGAAGACUGGAGGUUAUGGAGAUGGAAAAGGUGAAGGCUGUGAAAACAGUAGAGGUAUGUUCUUUAUGUACAGAUUCAAACCACAAGACUCAAGAUUGCCUAGUCAUGCCAGUAUUUCAGCAGAGUGACUCUGAGCAAAUGCAAUUAGUAAACUGGGUUAAUAGAGCACAAAAUCAGCCUUUCUCCAAUACAUAUAAUCCAGGCUGGAGGAAUCACCCAAAUUUCUCAUGCAGGAAUGAUAAGCCUGAUCGGUCUCCGCCACCUUCUCAGCAGCCUUUUCAUCAGGCUGCCCCUCAACACCAGUAUCAGCCAUAUCAAAGUUCUCAGAACUAUCAUUUUGUAGCACCUCCAGGAUUUCAGCCUCAUGUAACUGCACAAAGUUCUCAGUCUCAAUCAUCGGGAAGAAGUUCUCUAGAUGACAGGGAGGUUUUUGAGACAGUGAAGGAUGUUCUUACUUUGAGAAGUGGAAAAGAAGUUCCCCAACCAGAGAUGACUAUGGACACACAGGUAGUUGCUCCUACACCUAAAGAUGCAACAGAGACUGAUGAAGCUGAAAAAGAACCAGAGGUAGUGAGACCAGAGCUGAAGAAGCCUGUGAGUGCAGAUGUUGAAACUAGUAGGGGGUACCAACCUGUGGUUUCCUAUCCUCAGAGAUUGGCAUCUGUCCAAAAGAACAAAUGCCACACUGAGAUUCAGGAGAUUUUCAAGCAAGUAAAGAUUAAUAUUCCACUCUUGGAUGUCAUACAACAAGUGCCUUCAUAUGCAAAAUUUUUGAAGGACUUGUGCGCAGUGAAGAGGAAGCUGAAUGUAAAGAAGAAAGCUUUCCUAACGGAGCAAGUCAGUGCAUUGAUAUUGAGCGAGACUCCUCAGAAGUUCAGAGAUCCCGGCUCUCCCAGCAUUUCCAUUAUCAUCGGUGAGUCACGCAUUGGUAGAGCUUUACUUGAUUUAGGGAGUAGUGUGAAGAUGCUACCAUUCUCAGUGUAUGAGCAGCUGGGAUUGGGUGAGCUGAAAAAGACGUCCAUCAUGUUACAGUUGGCUGACAAAUCAGUUAAGGAGUUGAAGGGUAUUGUUGAGGAUGUGCUGGUCCAGGUGGACAAAUUUUACUACCCAGUGGAUUUUGUAGUUCUUGAUAUAAGUGGAGUUCUGAAGCUUACUUUUGGGAACAUGGCACUUGAGUUGAACGUUUUCAAUGCUUGCAAGAUGCCAACACAUUUUGAUGACACAACUGACAUCAAAGGUAUUGAUGCUGUUGUUUGUACUCGCAGAAUCCAUCUUGAAGAUGAUGCUAGACCGGUUCAUGAUGCUCAACGUAGGCUCAAUCCUACCAUGAAGGAAGUUGUCAAAGUGGAAGUGCUUAAACUGUUCGCAGUGGGUAUCAUUUACCCAAUCUCAGACAGUAAGUGGCACUUGAGGAUCAGGAAAAAAUCACUUUCACCUGUCCUUUUGGCACCUUUGCUUUUACCAGAAUGCCUUUUGGUUUGUGUAAUGCUCCAGCUAAUUUUCAGAGAUGCAUGA